Osmerus eperlanus (European smelt) is the source of this 4216-nucleotide messenger RNA. RefSeq names its product monocyte to macrophage differentiation factor 2-like. Gene Ontology annotation, molecular function: pore-forming activity. The coding region runs from base 567 to 1277 and encodes 236 amino acids. Gene Ontology annotation, cellular component: membrane. The transcript has 7 exons. The record is from RefSeq and is a predicted model, not a curated record. Lineage: Eukaryota; Metazoa; Chordata; Actinopteri; Osmeriformes; Osmeridae.
GCGCUGACUCAUCGCAGGCCUAACAUGACCGUAUACCUUUUGGUGUCACAACUGGCGCGCCAGGACAGAUGUUGGUCUUGGAUCCGGUAUUCUGGAAUGCACAACACGCGAUUGAACAACCGGUAAUCUCAACCCCAUUAGCGAGUCGUUAGCUGUCCUGUAACCGACCCUCCACCGGGAGAUCCCCAAAUCGUUUCUAAGUGACGUUUCAGAAUUCAUAAUGCGCUUGAGAUAUUACGCAUUACGUAUCCCCCUGGAGACAGUUUCCAUCGCCCACACUUCCGGAUCUUCACCGCUGGAUGUGGAUGAACCGCGACACGUUCGUCGCUCGGUGAGAUGAGAUCCCAGCUGCCUUUCAACCGGGAACGAUCAUCCUGCGUCUGUAGAUAAAGCUCUCGCUUUUCUUCUGUCUUUCCUUAUUUUUUUUUAAAGUAAACUGACGUCGGUGUGGUCCUCACCAGGAGACGCGAACAUAUCGUUGGCUGUUGAGCUAUUUUUUCCUCGCGCACACAGACAAGAUUCCCAAACAUCGUCUUCGUCAACUGUUGCCUUAAAUUAACUUUUAAAUGAAUCUUGUAAGAUUUAUGAACAACCGUGUUCCGGCCGACAAGCGAUACCAGCCCACGGACUACGAGCAUGCAGCUAACUGUGCCACACACGCGCUGUGGAUUAUCCCUAGUUUAUUGGGCAGCUCGGUGCUGCACUUCCUGUCCGAGGACCAAUGGGAGCGCGUCUCGGCAUGGCUGUACGGGGCGGGGCUAAGCUCACUCUUCAUCAUCUCCACCCUGUUUCACACUGUAGCCUGGAAGAAGAGCCACCUGCGCAGGGGGGUGGAGCAGUGCUUCCACAUGUGUGACAGGAUGGUGAUCUACUUCUUCAUCGCUGCCUCCUACGCCCCCUGGUUGAACCUGAGGGAGCUAGGACCCUGGGGUUGUCACAUGCGCUGGCUGGUGUGGGUCAUGGCUACGGUGGGAACCACUUACGUGUUCUUCUUCCACGAGAGAUAUAAGAUCAUGGAGUUGUUCUGUUACACAGUGAUGGGUGUGUUCCCUGCCCUUGUAAUCCUCUCAAUGCCGGACAGGGCGGGGCUGUGUGAGCUCCUGGUGGGCGGAGCCUUCUACUGCCUGGGCAUGGUGUUCUUCAAGAGCGACGGCCUCGUCCCAUUCGCUCACGCCAUCUGGCAUCUUUUCGUUGCCAUGGGAGCUGGCAUCCACUACUACGCCAUCUGGAGGUACCUCUACAUCCCUCCAGCAAAUCAGGUGCAGACCUCCAGAUGACAUCACCGCUGACAUCACGAGGACAGGGUUGUGCAACAAGACGAAGAAAAGGAAGUGACAUCACGACGCAGGGGGAGGAGAAACCCUGACAACAUCAUUUCCUGUUGGGUAUUUCUUUGUUGCGGGUGAAGCCCCCCCCCCCCCCCCUCUUUCUUUUCUCAUAGUUUGGUUGAGGUGUGCUGCCAUGUUGACUUAACCAGUGUGGGGGUUGUACUUCCACACAAACAGGAAGUGUUUGUUGAUUAACCAAUGGUGUUGCACUUCCUGCCUCAGUGUUUUAAAAGCUGAUUGGUGGAGGCUGUCAGGUUGCCAGGCAACAUUCCUAAGGAGGUCAUUCUAAUUGUUCCAGUUCACUACUCUUCGAAUUAAUAUUGAUUAGUAUUGGUAUUUAUUAUCGGUGGAGUUAUUGAUUUGUAUUAUUUGUUCCUAUCAAGUUAUAGGUAUUGUUACAGCCAGGAGUUUAUGGUUCUGUGUGAUGUUGUGAUGUUUAUUACAGCUGGGAAGAGUUCAGAUGUUAGGACCAUUGAGAUAACUCACCACCUUCUCAUUAUUUCUAUCUAUUUUAAUCUUGAAAGUUAUCUCUCUCCAUCUCUAUGUUUACCAAAAUCUCUUUCUUUUGAAGCUGCAGUGUUGUUGAUCAGGUUAUUGGAAGCGUUAUUGAUCAGGUUACUUGAAGAGUUCUUGGUUGGUCAGUGUCUCUGUUGACCGUUUAGAUCACAUGAUUGUACAAACAAAACGUGUUUUCUACACUCAGAUGUUGUUUAAAGAUCAGUUGUAAAGUUUUAGAUCGAUUCAGAUGUUAAAUAUUGACUCUUAUCUCACAAUAGUAUAUUAUAAGCAUUCAUUUCACCACUCACAUAAAGUAUGUAUGAAUAGUGUUUCUAUAUAGUUUACACCUCAGUCUGGUGGUCUAUAGUGUUUCUAUAUAGUUUACACCUCGGUGUGGUGGUCUAUAGUGUUUCUAUAUAGUUUACACCUUGGUGUGGUGGUCUAUAGUGUUUCUAUAUAGUUUACACCUCAGUGUGGUGGUCUAUAGUGUUUCUAUAUAGUUUACACCUCGGUGUGGUGUUCUAUAGUGUUUCUAUAUAGUUUACACCUUGGUGUGGUGGUCUAUAGUGUUUCUAUAUAGUUUACACCUCAGUGUGGUGGUCUAUAGUGUUUCUAUAUAGUUUACACCUCUGUGUGGUGUUCUAUAGUGUUUCUAUAUAGUUUACACCUCGUUGUGGUGGUCUAUAGUGUUUCUAUAUAGUUUACACCUCAGUGUGGUGGUCUAUAGUGUUUCUAUAUAGUUUACACCUCAGUGUCUAAGAUUGCUCCCUAGUGUUGGGAAUUCUUAGUGCAUCUAAGAUGAAUGUCAUCAAAACUCCAUCAGUCAGUCGACGUGAUUAAUACUGUCACCUGUGUGUGCGUGUGUGCGUCGGUGUGUGUGUGUGACUGACACCACACAAUAACCCCCCCCCCCACUAUGUCUCAGGUGUGUGUGUGUGCGUGUGUGUUCAUGUUCAGAGUUCAUAUCCUGAAGUGAUGAUUCCACUGCCUGGAAAGGUCUAUGUUUACAUGCGUGGACACAGAUCAUGCGUGUCACAGAUCAUGCGUGGGCACGGAUCAAAGCACAUGUAUGUAACUGUGUUUCUCUGAUGCUGGUUUUUCUCUUCAGCAUCUUUGCAGACGUGUCCACAGGGGGACAGGCUCCAACUGUCUGAGCCGCGCACCGAUAGGCUACUGUGAAACAUCUUUGUUCUGAUUGGUCGUACGCAUUUUGAAAAUGUAAAGAGUCAAACUCACUGGUGCCUAAGCAACGCAGUGAAACACACCGUCACACACACACCGACACACACAAACACCAUCACACACACACAUUGACACACACACGCACUGUCACACACACAUCGACACACACUGACACACACACACACACACCGUCACACAGACACGUACGGUGUUGUGAGAACAGCUGUCCCUGUCCUGACAGCAUUGUGACAUCACACCAAGUUUUUAUGUCGCUAAUGUUUGUUGCCAGGGUGGUUAAAAGUGUUACACCAUAGCUCCGCUCCUGAGGUGCUGCGUUGGGCUGCACAAAAGAAUAAAACAAUCAAACCUGCCACAGAGAACACUUGUUUUCUCUGCCACCACCGCCCAGACACGGCACACCUGGGUGGGUUUUAAAAAAAGCUACUUCUUGGAUUUUUCAAAGACUUCAGGUGCGCUUGAUUUAACUGUCAGCCUCCAAUGCUGCCACACUGCCUCACAUCCUGCAGGUGGGCGGGUUCCCUUCCAGAGUGUCCCUCUCAGUCUCCCUGAGGGGCGAGGGGGCAGGGGGAGGGGCAAGGGGCGAGGGGGGCAGCUGGAAUGAGACUCGCCCUGCGCGUGUUUUCUGUGAGAGAGAAGAGGACGUCGCCUGACGGCCUAACGGUCUCAGUUAGGUUAACCCUAACCCUAAGAGGCCCUAACCCUAACCCUCUUUUCUAUCCCACACUUAGUAUUUGAACCUUUGACCUUUGUACGACCUUUGUGUGACCUCCGUGUGACCCUUCUCUCAGUGUUCUAACGUUCCGUGAUGCUGUGAAGCUUUUCCUUUGCGUCGUCUUUAGAGAUGUUUUAUCUCUUUGUUCUGCUCCUCCCUCCUCCCACUUACUCCUCCCCCCUCUCCCUCCCCCACCCCCCCCCUCGCUCCUCCCCCACCCCCCCUCGCUCCUCCCCCUCCCAUACCCCCCCUCGCUCCUCCCCCCUCCCCCACCCCCCCUCGCUCCUCCCCCUCCCAUACCAACCCCUCGCUCCUCCCCCCUCUCCCUCCCAUACCCCCCCUCCCAUCUUCCCCUCCAUGAGUGUAGCUUGCUGACUAUCUCAGAUCGUGACUGGUGCUUAGUGAUGGUACUGCUGACUGUGUCUGUAUUUUAUAUAUGUUGCUGUUUUAAUAAAAACACAACUUUUAUAACUGA